This is a messenger RNA of Syngnathoides biaculeatus (alligator pipefish), 2997 nucleotides long. It is a transcript of the gene fam149b1, whose product is annotated as family with sequence similarity 149 member B1. The record is from RefSeq and is a predicted model, not a curated record. Gene Ontology annotation, biological process: cilium assembly; protein localization to cilium. The transcript has 16 exons. NCBI's taxonomy places the organism in Eukaryota, Metazoa, Chordata, Actinopteri, Syngnathiformes, Syngnathidae. The coding region runs from base 398 to 2404 and encodes 668 amino acids.
UUGAAGUCAUUAGCCAUUACCCUGCCAUCGUAACCAUGACAGCCGUGUUGUUGGCUUGCAAACGCUAGUAGCAUCGGUUUUGACGUAACGAACGAUAGCGUGACAGGCACCCGUUUUAUAUAUGUAAACCGGCGAGAUAUGUGACCGUCAAAUAAACUGUUAAACGCAGCAAUGACGGGAGGUUUUGACUUGACUUUUUGAUACCGCUCGUGCCAUUUUGGCUCGGCUAUCAAGGGUAGCUAUUAGCCUAACGUUAGCUUCCACGUUCUGAAGUCAUGUUAGCAUCUGUGAAAAUGCCAUUAUUAUUAUUCCGCUUAAGAUGUUCCCUGCGGCUUCAAGAUGCGGGCACGAGAGGGCAAGUUGAGGGCUUGAGCCUUUAGAAACAGAGCGAAGGAGCAUGAUUUCACGGUACAACAGGAGACCCGUAUCGCACAAAAUAGAAAUCCGUGGCCUGUCUCGCAGCAGUCUCGACCACCACCCUCUCCCUGAGGAGGCCGAUCACCAAACCCCUCCGUGCCCCCUCGAUGACGUGGAGCAAGUUGUCUCCAUCCGCAACUGCCCCUCCGACUGUCCUACUGUCAUCUCCUUGGACUCCAGCCGGUCCUGGUCUGGCAUCCACAGCUCCACAGGCACGGCUGUGUCCACAGAGAGGAGCUCUGUCUUCUCCUGGGGCUACGAUGAGUUCGACAAGGCGGCGUCACGCCAAGUGCAGCAAAUGUUUGAGGAGAUUGACAAGGAGCUGUACGAGGGAAAAGGCAGCGGAGGAGGGAUACUCCCGGGGCUACAGGAGGAGUGCCAGCAGUGGGCCACGAGCUUCCCCCAUCUUAGGAUUGUGGGAACUCAGUUGGUGUGUCCAAGUGAUGAGGGGUUCCAGUGGUACGCGACCUCAGGGACAAUGGGUAGCAGCUACAGUAGAAGCCCAUCAACGUCCCAGCAGGUCAUCGGGAAGUCAAGUGAGAAAGAUGACAACAAUAUGGAGUUGAACGUGCUAGGCCGCAGCGCGACGCUGCUGAAGUCCAACUCAACGGAGUUAAACGGGCCUUUAGCCACCCCAAGGGACUCCAGAUCAAGGGUGAUCGAGGUGGAGGGCCACAUGGAGGAGUACCUGGCCUUCGACAGCAUCAGCCUGGAGGACGAAAAGGAGAGGACCUGGCCUGAGCCCUGCCCAAGGCGUCGCUGUAUGCCUCCCGUCUCACCCUACAGGUGUCGCCGUCAGGCUGUUCUCGAUCAUCUGUUUGAUGACCUGUGGCGGCAGCUGGUGGGCUGCAUGAGUGAUUUGCUCCACCGCCAAUGGGAACAUUGCACAUCUGGGCAUGAAAAGCUGUCUGGUAAUUUGACUCGAGUGCAGCAGAGUUCCCUGACAUUAUUCUCCACACUUCCAAGUGUGCUGCCCAAAUUUGGCCAAAGCCACGCUCUCCCCCCGACUCCACCUGCCCCCGGCUUGGCCCUGCAGAAGUCGAGGGGCUCAAAGCACAAGUCUCGCCGGAAGCCCCAAAAGCAGAAAAGGCCGCCCAGUGCCGGAAGGGUCUUGAUCGGAGGCACCCAGCACAACCUGAACGACCUCAUCAUGAUCCAAAGCAUCCCGCUGCCACAGAGGAACCUGGCCGCGCUGGACAGAACUCAGGAUCCCGAGGAGCGCCGUCCCUUGAGACCAUCCUCGGGCACGGCACCUGCCGGCAAGCCCCGUCCCCGCCGAAACCUGGAGCAGAGCUCGUCAUCGUUGACCCGCCCACCUCAGUCGGCCCGCCGCAGAAACCUGGUGCCCCGCACGCUCCAGCCUCUCGUUCCCAGUCUGGGUCAGUCCGGCGCAGCCAGAUCUAUGGAAGAGGUCAUCCGGGUUACACGACUACCCACGGCCAGCGACCACCUGAUGUCUCCAUUGUUUGCACUGAGCAGGAACACGCUCCUGCCGCCCAUUGGCGCUGGAGACGCAGAGUCGUCCCCGUUGGGACAGCAGUCCAAAGCUGCUCAGCGUCAGAAAGGCUUUUCCAGCCGAGCCCACAGCGCCCUGAAUGAUGAGGUUGGUAGUUCCAUUCCAAGAGAUCGCUUUUACCCGCUGGAUGUCUUCUCCCGGCCCAGCACCACGCACACUUACAGGUCGGACACGCCUUACCGGCGCUCCUUCACUGUGCUGGACAGCAUUGGACAGGGGAGGCCUGGUAGAGCCUCGGUAGCCACAGAUUCCCUCGGGAUCGGCGUGACUGGCGUGAGCCUCGGCAUCAGGAGCUCGUCUCUCCUGGACUCGUUUUCCCACCACCCCCUGGGUCGCUGGCGAAUCAGGGAUGAGGAUGAAGAGACAGAUUUUCAGACCCCGCUCCCAGCUCCACUGGUGCCUCUGUCCAUCCCACCUCGGUCUCACAGCCGGGGGGGCAUCUCUUCCAGACCCAACAGACCGGGACUGUAGCUGCUGGCCUCCAAAUGUUUUCACGCACUUUAUCCAUUCUUCUUUCUACUGUAUACACACACACAGUAGAGUGCCCACAUUUCUUUUCUUUUACAGAAAUUUUUCACAUAUUAUUCCAGUUAAUAGCUUUGUCAAAGCUUUAUUUUUGUAUGUCAAAUCAGCUGCCGAAGCUGCCAAAAGAAGAACACUUGGAUCUGAUGUACGUGUGCUUAUUUAAUGGAACAACUUCACUCCUCUGACAAAGGGCAACAACAUACUCAGUGAGACAGUAUUGCAAUAUAUUAGUGCUGCAUUUGUCAGAGUAUUUUUCGAGCUGACUGUGGAGGAAUCAUUACUCUGAACGCAGCUUCCGCCAAGGGAUAAUCACUCAGGAUAAUGGAUGAAAGCAGGUAAAAAUGUCAACGUUCUCCCCAGAUUAUGAUGUGUGUACCCUGUUUAAGCAAUAAGUACACAAAUGCAAAUGAUGUGCAAGAAUAGUAACUUUAUUGCCCACUCAUAACAUUGACAACAUAAAAUCAAGUUACAUUUUAUUACAGGAAGAAUAAAAUAUUCAAACAUUGAAAAUAACAGGGUUUAACAUCGUAACUCAAAAC